This is a messenger RNA of Lactuca sativa (garden lettuce), 1554 nucleotides long. Its product is annotated as putative serine/threonine-protein kinase PBL23. The record is from RefSeq and is a predicted model, not a curated record. NCBI's taxonomy places the organism in Eukaryota, Viridiplantae, Streptophyta, Magnoliopsida, Asterales, Asteraceae. Gene Ontology annotation, biological process: protein phosphorylation. Gene Ontology annotation, molecular function: protein kinase activity; ATP binding.
CGGAAUUUCUCUUAGCUCCGUGAAACGCCUGACCGAACAACAUUGGUUCUUUCCAGGCCAGGAGCUAAAAGAAAUUCCGCUUGGUUAUUCAGAUAAAUUAAAAUUUAAUUUAUCUGAACACACGUUGGUGUUGUCAAGUCUCAACGCCAUCGUGAGUUCUCAAUGGAUCAAAGAAAUCAUGAAACAUGUGAAUGACUCGAACGGGGCGCGGUAGGCCGUCGUCCUGAUUCGUUGACAAAAUGAUGGGUUGUUUUUGGUGUUGUUUCAACCAGAAACGAACCAACAGGAAGAAAGGCAUUCGUGAUUUUAAAGAAUCAAGGCAAGACUCGUUCCCCGGGUUUUCUCGUGGAAAUGAUAGCUUUAGAAGAAGUUAUAUAAGGGAUGAGAUAGCCAAGUACGGAAAAAGGGAAAUUUCUUCGCAAUAUUUCACAUACGAGGAGUUGUCCGCUGCCACCAAGAACUUCAGUUACAACUUUUUGAUUGGGGAAGGCGGUUUCGGGAGGGUCUACAAAGGACACAUUGCCAACAAAAACACCGACAUUGCUGUAAAGAAACUCGAUAGAAAUGGAUACCAAGGCAACCGGGAGUUUUUGGUGGAGGUUUUGUUGUUGAGCCUUCUUCAUCACACGAAUCUUGUCAAUUUGCUCGGAUAUUGCUCCGAUGGUGAACAACGGAUCUUAGUUUACAAGUAUAUGUCUAACGGCUCUCUGGAAGAUCACCUCUUCAAUUGGAGAGUCGGAGAGCUAAAGCCGCUAGAAUGGGACAUAAGAAUCAAGAUUGCAACGGGAGCAGCACGAGGCCUGGAAUACUUGCAUAAAAAGGCCGAUCCUCCGGUGAUCUAUCGUGAUUUAAAAGCUUCAAAUAUUCUACUAGAUGAAGAGUGGAAUCCAAGGCUUUCUGAUUUUGGAUUAGCCAAAUUAGCUCCAACGGGCGAGCAAACUCAUAUAACAACCAAGGUGAUGGGAACUUACGGGUAUUGUGCACCGGAAUAUGCAUUGACUGGUCGAUUGACUCGAAAAUCCGAUGUCUAUAGCUUUGGAGUGGUGUUUUUGGAGAUAAUCACGGGAAGGCGAGUCAUCGAGUGUUCAGGACCAAGCGAAGAGCAAAAUUUGAUUGCUUGGGCAGCACCAUUGUUUAAAGACCGAAGAAAGUUCCAUUUGAUGGCGGAUACUUCGCUUGAAGGGAGAUAUCCGAUGAAAGGGCUCUAUCAAGCAUUAGCCGUAACAGCAAUGUGUCUUCAAGAAGAUGCCUCAAAACGACCCGUCAUGAGUCAGGUGGUCUCCGCUCUCGAGUACUUAACUUCGGGACAAAAUGAAGAACAACCAAUGGGAGAUGGUGAUAGUAGUUCCGAGGAGUGAAGGCUACUAGAAAAACAAGUAGCGAUGGACAAAACCGUCGCUACUCUUCAACGCCAGAUCUGGAGUUGUUUUUGCUAGUUAGCAACAGAAUAGCGAUGGAUUUUUUUAGAAUAGCAAAGGAUUUUCCGUCGCUAAGUAGUUGAAGGACCUGGUGUAGGAAACAAGCUGUACAAACAUGUAAAUUCGAAGUUCCCGU